Messenger RNA from Musa acuminata subsp. malaccensis (wild Malaysian banana), 3319 nucleotides. Its product is annotated as ubiquitin carboxyl-terminal hydrolase 8. Gene Ontology annotation, biological process: protein deubiquitination. The record is from RefSeq and is a predicted model, not a curated record. Gene Ontology annotation, molecular function: cysteine-type deubiquitinase activity. NCBI's taxonomy places the organism in Eukaryota, Viridiplantae, Streptophyta, Magnoliopsida, Zingiberales, Musaceae.
UCCGUUUCUUUGUUUCAUUCUCUCCACUACAUCGCUCGGUCGGCACCGCCGGCGCCGUACCCUUCCAAAGCUCGCAAUCCACUCCUCGUGUCAUCUCUUUGACUCCAUAUCUCAUCCUCAUCUUUCAACUUCGAUCCCCCUUCGCCUCUUCUUCGUCGCCCUAAACCGCUUCCUUCUGCCCCUGGUAGCCAAUGGACGGCACGGUCUACCUCGUCCCUUACCGAUGGUGGAGGGCGGCGCGAGCGUCCGAUCGGGAAUCGGCCGACGGGGCGGAGGGGACCCCGUACGCAGCGGCGCCCGCCGCGUCUUCCUCGGCCGCCUCCGUUGGAUCCGAUCUCGUCUUCGACCUUCAGCGUCGCGACGACGGCGAGUUGAACCGGGGUGUUGCGGAGGGCGAGGGGGGUUCCGGCCGCUGCUACGCUUUGAUCCGGGGCGAUAUGUGGUCGUUGGCCAUCCGAUGGCACAAUGAACCCAGCUCGAAAAUGGAGAACAGUGGAACCUCGUCCUUGUCAGAAGAUGCUGCAGAUGAUGUCUAUCCUGUGAUGCUCAGGAUUUCUGCUGUCCAGGGAACAAAUGUUUUGACUGUAAAGAUCUGCACGAAGGACAACAAUAAUGAGAAUUACAACACGGCGUGCAAGCUGUUCCCUGUUGAUUCUGAAGUGGUCUAUAUUUGGGAUUUUUCUGGACAAAUAAAUUUUAUCAUAAUGAAUGGGUGGAAUGGGAUGCUUCAGGAUGGACGACACCAAUUAGAAAAUGAGAUUCUUCUAGAGAUUCAAAUAUAUGCCUCAUCGGGAUCUGUGGCUCAUAAUCAUGAAAGCAAAAAGGAUAGGCCAACUGUUCAAAAUUCAAAGAUGAUAGGAUCUUCUCAUGGUGUUUUAUUUAUGAGCAAUGGAAGCCUAGAAAGUAUGGACUUUGAUGUUCAGUUAAGUGGAAGCUCCAUCAGAUCAAAUUCUACAGGUCUGACAGGAUUGGACAAUCUUGGGAAUACAUGCUUUAUGAACAGUGCUAUCCAGUGCUUAGCUCACACACCAAAGCUUGUUCGCUAUUUCCUUGGAGACUACAGUAAAGAAAUAAAUCAUCACAACCCACUAGGGCUGCAUGGUGAGCUUGCUUCAGCAUUUGGACAACUGCUGAGGAAGCUGUGGGCUCCAGAAAACACACCGAUUGCUCCACAUGUUUUCAAAGCAAAGCUUGCUUCUUUUGCCCCACAAUUCUAUGGAUUUAGCCAACAUGAUUGUCAAGAACUUCUAGCCUUUCUGUUAGAUGGGCUUCACGAAGAUCUGAACCGUAUAAAAAACAAACCUUAUUUUGAAAUUAAGGAUGCAUCUGGACGUCCGGAUGAAGAAGUAGCAGAUGAGUACUGGAGUAAUCAUUUUGCUCGUAAUGACUCCAUUAUAGUGGACCUUUGUCAUGGUCAGUACAGAUCAACUUUGGUAUGUCCAGUUUGCAAUAAAUCAUCAGUUACAUUUGACCCAUUCAUGUAUUUAUCUUUGCCCCUUCCGUCUACAACAGUGCGGACAAUGACUGUUACCGUCUUCAGUACUGAUGGUCUCAGCAGGCCAUCUUCAUAUACUGUAAAUGUGCCAAAAUCCGGUAACUGCAAGGAUUUAGUUCAAGCUUUAAGCAUUGCUUGUUCACUGAAGCAUGAUGAGAGCUUGUUAGUUGCUGAGGUUUUCUGCAAUCAAGUUAUUCGAUUCCUUGAGGACCCUUCUGAUUCACUUUCCUUGAUUAGAGAUGGAGAUCAGCUUGCAGCAUACAGGCUUUCAAAAGAUCCUGAAGAUCUUCCACUGAUUGUGUUUAUGCAUCAAAGCAUGGAUGAGCAAUAUUUCAAUAGCUCGACAGAUAAACGUUGGAAGUCAUUUGGCGUCCCCCUUAUCGCUAGGCUACCAAAUGCUAGCACAGGAUCCACUAUCGUUGACCUGUUCUUGAAGCUCCUUAAUCCAUUUCUCAUUCCAAAAGAAUCUUCUUUCGACAUUGAGCAAGAUAGCAGUAAUUCUAUUAAUGAGAUUGCUAAGAUAGACGAGGACUCCCAUCUCCUGGAUUUUGAAAGGACAGAAGAAGGAAAAUACUUCCAUGAUGGAUUUCAGUUUUAUCUCACGGAUGAGAACUGUCAGGCGAUGCUUUCAAAGAUAGAAAUGGAUGAUUCAAUUUCCCUCACAGGUUAUCAGCGAAAGCUGUAUGUGCUUGUCUGUUGGCAUGAGAAAACAAUGGGACAGUAUGAUAUAGACCUUCUGAAUACCUUAACUGAGGUUUAUAAGUUUGGACUUUUUGCUAAGCGGCCUCAGGAGUCUGUCUCCCUCUAUUCGUGUCUUGAAGCAUUUCUGAAGGAGGAACCACUCGGACCAGAAGAUAUGUGGUAUUGUCCAAGUUGCAAAAAACAUCAGCAAGCUUGUAAGAAGUUGGACCUUUGGAGGCUGCCAGAGGUUCUCAUUAUUCAUCUAAAGAGAUUUUCAUAUAGUAGGUUCAUUAAUAACAAGCUGGAGAUGUUUGUAGACUUCCCAAUCUGUGACCUGGAUUUAUCAAGCUAUAUUGCCUGCAAGUCCAGAGGGUCAUCCGUUUAUCGAUUAUAUGCAGUCAGCAACCACUAUGGCAACAUGGGAGGUGGUCACUACACUGCAUAUAUUUAUCAUGAAGGUGAGAGGUGUUGGUACGAUUUUGAUGAUCAGCAUGUUCUUCCUAUAUCUGAGGACAUCAUAAAGUCAUCUGCUGCAUAUGUGCUCUUCUACCAGAGGGUCCAAACCAGCAGCUCAGAUGCCUAAGCUAUAUUUGCGUAAUUUUACUGGCCUUGAGUUGGCUGCUCUGGAGAAUGGACAUUGUGAAACCAGACGAGGCAUAUCCCACACAAGAAGCAUGUCUUUUGUUGGCAUGCCUACUCAGGUCCAUCAUCAGGGAAGCUGAAGGAGCAUGCUUGGAGAAAGGGACUGGUAAAGCCUCAAUAGCAAGAUAUAUGAUAUGAAGGGCAGCAAUAUUCUGUAAAGCGUCAUGUGGUUUGCAAGUAAUUCGAAGUGCACAUAUUGCUGCCAUCAUUGACCGCCAGUUUGAGAAAAAUAUCCUUCAUCCCACAUAUUUCAGGGGAAGGCUCAUUUUGUACUUUUCCUGAUGCAUAUCAAAUGGAGUUUUGGUUAUUCCUGAUUUGAUUCCCUUAAAUAUGGUUUCAAAGAUGCCAGUGUGUUCAGGCUUUUGGCAAAUUCUGUUUGGAUUUGAUCGUAUCAAUGUAAAGCUAGAUUCUUGUGCUCAUGAAAAAGAAAAGGAAGAUAUCUAAUGUUAGUAAUGUUUUAAGGGCUUUGGCCUGCUGAAGUAAUAAUAGCUAUCAUUCCAA